AUGCCCUCAGGGCCCCCACCGAGCCCCGCCAGCCCUCUAUGUGCGGGGAACCCCCAUGCCCCCCUCACAGGUAGCUUUCCCCCCCUCGGUGCCCCGCUCACGGGCAGCAGCAGCCCCUCCCAGCGCAGCACGUUCCCGUCCACCGCCCGCAGGUCGCGGACCCCGUCCCAGUGCCGGGACUCUGCCAGCUCCUGCGGGGACACCGGACACGCCCCGUGGGUGGAAACACCCGGACACGCCCCAUAUAGGCAGGACCGCAACCAAUCCACGCCCCUUCCCGGUGCGGUCCCCGACGGCGAAACGAAACUGGAGCGCGGGGAUGGGGCGGUACUCCGGGACCGGCACCGGCAUCUCCGGCACCCCCCGCACACCGGUGCCGCCGCUCUCUGGCACCGACGCCGCCACCACCCACUCCCUGGCAGCCCCUGCUCCACGGCACCGGCACCCCUUGGUCCCGCCCCGGUACUGCUGCUCCCCGGCACGCCCCGCUCCCGCACCGGCACUCCUCGGCACCCCCCGCCGGUUUCCGGGAAGCCCCGACAGCCGCUGCCUUCCUUAAUCUUUAACCCGGCGGGGCCGGAACCGGCCAAAUACCCCCGCGCCCGGCCAGACCCCCGCGCCCGCCCGGACACGGGGACAGAACUGCAGUCACUCAGGACCUCCACCAUGACACUCUGGCUGCUCCUGGCUUGGCUGGUGGCCACAGCCACGGCCACUGUCACCCCAGUACCCAAGCCUGAGGCCUCUCCCAACCUGCUGGAGCUGCUCCAAGAGUCCCUGCCGGUGCACUCCCAUCCUCCCCCAGGCCCGCCAGGGGACAUGGGGGCCCCCAUCCUGCUGGGGUCCACUGCCCCCACCGCUCCUGCCCCCACUGCCCCCCUCGGGGCCACAGACCCCCCCAGCCCCACAGGUGCACCCGAGGAGCCAGUCACCAUGGCUGAAGGCAGCACCCUGGAGCCCCCCGGCACCAGCACCCCGCGGUGCCCGGGGGAUGAGGAGCCAGUGCCGUCCUGUGGGGAGCCCUCGGGGGAGCAGCAGGCAGCUGUGGCCGAGGCCGUGGGCACCUUUGCCCUCCGCUUCUACCAGCACAUGGCAGCAGCCGCCCAGCGUGGCACCAACCUGCUCUUCUCCCCCAUCAACGUGGCCACGGGGCUGGCACACCUGCUGCUGGGCGCCCGCGGUGACACCCGUGACCGCCUGGCUGCCGUCCUGGGGCUGCCGCCGGAGCCGGGCUGCCUGCACGGGGCCCUGCGCCGGCUCGCCGCCGCGCCCGGGCUCUUCUCGGCCGCCCAGAUCUUCCACCACCCAGAGCUUCGCCUCCGGCCCCGCUUCCUCAACCAGUCCUGGCACUUCUACGGCGCCCGGCCCCAGGCCCUGAGCGGCAAUGAGAGCCUGGACCUGCUGCAGAUCAACCAGUGGGUGCGGGGGGCCAGCAAGGGGCUGCUGCCCGGCUUGCUGCUCGCCAUGCCCCCCCAGCCCCUCCUGCUGCUGCUCAGCGCCGUCCACCUGCGCGCCACCUGGCGCGUGCCUCUGGAGGCCGAUCAGACAGUGCUGCUGCCCUUCCUGCUCCCUGGCCACCCCCCACGCCUGGUGCCCACCAUGACCAGCAAGAAAUACCCGGUGGGCUCCUUCAUCGACCCCCACCUGCAGGCACAGGUGGGGCGGCUGGAGCUGAGCGGGGGGCUGAGCCUGGUGGUGCUGGUGCCGCUGGGGCCCCUGGGGGCGCUGGAGACCCUGGAGCAGGCGCUGGACCCCCCGACCUUCCUGGCGCUGCUGCGGCGGGCGGCCCAGACCCCCCCCCGCCCCACCGCCCUGGCCCUUCCCCGCCUGCGCCUUGACGCUGCCCUCGACGUGGUGGCGCUGGUCCAUGACAUGGACUUUGGGCUGUUCCUGGAUGCGGAGCUGUGCGGGCUGGCGUGGGACCCGGCGGUGGCGGUGGACACGGCGCGGCACCGCGCGGUGCUGGCGCUGGACGAGGCCGGCGUGGAGGCGGCGGGGGCCAUGGCCACCUCGGUGGCCCGGUCGGCCCUGCUGCUGGAGGCCCUACGCCCCUUCCUCUUUGUUCUCUGGCACGACACUGGCAGUGUACCCCUCUUCAUGGGCCGCCUCAGCGACCCCCAGCCCUGACCCCUGCCCACCCCUGCCUCCUGCCCUCCCUCCCUCCUUGCAUCCCUCACUCCUUCCUCUUCUCCCUCCAUACCUCCUCGCUCCUGUCCAUAACUCCCUCCCUACCUCCUUCCCUCCAGCCCUUCUUCCCUCCCUUCUUCUCCUCCCCUUCUCCCUCCAUCCCUCCUCCUUUUCCCUCCCCCUGUUCCUUCUCCCUCCCUCCUUCCAUUCCUCCCUUUCUCCAUGCCCCCUCCUUCCCUCCCUCUAUCCCUUCCUGCCUUGUCCUUACUUCUCUCCUUCCCUCCUCCCCUCCCUCCAUCAUUCCUCCUUCCUUUCCCUCCCUCCUUCCGUCUCCCAUCCCUCUUUUCUUUCAACCAUCCUCCAGCCCCAUCCUUCUGUCUUUUCCCUCCCUCCUUCCUCCCUCAUCCCUCCUUGCUCCCUCUCUCCCUCUUUCCUUCCCCCCUCCCAUCCCUCCCUCCCCACCUCCCCCUAUCUCCCCACUUCUCCCUCCCCCAUCCACUCCCCUUCCCCACCCUUCACCCCCCCAGGGAAGCUCCUCCCCGUGCCUCAGAUUCUCCACCAGGUCAGUGCCAAUAAAUGCCCCGACCACA
This is a messenger RNA of Apus apus (common swift), 2717 nucleotides long. It is a transcript of the gene SERPING1, whose product is annotated as serpin family G member 1. Gene Ontology annotation, biological process: negative regulation of endopeptidase activity. The coding region runs from base 1 to 2127 and encodes 708 amino acids. NCBI's taxonomy places the organism in Eukaryota, Metazoa, Chordata, Aves, Apodiformes, Apodidae. The record is from RefSeq and is a predicted model, not a curated record. Gene Ontology annotation, molecular function: serine-type endopeptidase inhibitor activity. The transcript is spliced from 9 exons.